UUUUCAUCCAAUCACAGCGAAUCUCUCCCUGGCGGCCGUCCAAUAGGCUGUAGUUCUCGCGGUGACGUAUAGCGGCUCGAGCCCCAGCACUUCCUUUCUCUGGUUGGCAGGCAUCGAGGCAACAUGAAGGCGUCGGGCACUGUAAGGAUCUCGGGGGGAAACGGGGCCGGUGGGGCCCCAGCUGCACCAUCCGGCUCCCAGAGUUAGGGCCACAGCCUACUCCAACGGUCCCCGAGGCCGAGGGCUGAUUAAAGGCGGUCUGGGCCCGCGGAAUAUCAGGCUGGCCGCCUGCGGCCUCCAACAUGGCGGCUCCGGCUCAGCCAUGCGGCCCCCGGCUGGGGAUAAGGAUAAGGGGGCCGGUAACCAGGACUGGGAAACUAGGGGGGGGCAGCCGGGGAACUAGGGGGGAAGCUGGGGAGCUAAAUACCAGGGCUGGGGAUAGGAGAGCUAAAUGCCAGGACUGGGAGCUGGCAGCCAGGGACAGGGGAACUAAAUGCUGGGGUUAGGGGUGCUGGCUGCAAGAGUUCCUGGGGGGAUUAAUAAAGCAAUGCUCGUUUUAUAGAGGGUCUGUCCAGGGGCCACAGGGAUAGCUGGGUCUAUGUAAGGGCCCUGGGAUGUCCUGCCAGUCUGCCUUUUUUUUUUUUUUUUACCGAUAUAUACUGUUGCAUAUCCUUUGUAUGUUUAAGUUGGGUUAUACAGUACUUUGGGUUUUCAAUUAGAAGAAUUCUAUAUUUUUAUUUUUUUUAGUGUUAACCUCAGGACUACACAGGGCAAAUGAAAGGAACCCUGUACUACAUUUGCAACUGUGCUGUUACAGCAAUCCUGUCUCGUGUUUGCAUAUUGAGCUCUUAAUUAAAACUAGUGCCAUAGUGUAAGACUCACUUUUAAUCAGGUAUUGGUCUAGCAGCAUCUGUUAAAGCACUAGCAGGGUUAUAUAAGUAAACUCAGACAACAAAGUCAACUUAAUUUUAAGGCAGAAGUAGCCCACAUGGAAGCAUAACUGAUCUAUUUUCCCAGUUUGGCUAUUUUUAAGCUAUAGAUUUGAAAUUCAGCUUUCACUUUAGUGAAUACUCCCAUAGAAAUAAUUUAAAGUAGUUUGUUAAAAGUGAUUUUGUUGUUUGAAAUGUAUACAUAAUGAUAUGGCUAUUUAAAGUGUCAGCAAAUAUAUUAACACUUAGGUCCACCAAUAUUUCAGCUGUACCAAAAUGAAACUUUAAUGGCUAGAAAUAGUUGUCAUUUCGUCUUUAUUAUACUACUUUAAUUUCGCUGCAUUUGGAGUGUGAAAAAAUAAAGCACUGUAGACUAGUCCUGUUACGAGAACUGUUUUGUUGAGCUCUAUUACAGUGAAGUUUAUUUUAGGCCAUCACUCUACAAUUUAAGAGCCUGUUAAAUCACUCCUAGUUUGUAAGCUAGCGUCCACUAUGUUAAUAUUUGCUUUCAUCUGCUUAUUUUUAAAAUAUACUAUAGCAUUAUGCACACAAAACCCAAAGUUCAUCAUGUCUCCAAAUGAUGAUCUUGUCUGUUGUGCAAAAAGUAAAGGUACCUUGUCGCCUUUCUUGAGCUGAUGUGCUCAUGGAAGUGAAACAGAAGGAGCCACAUUAAAUGUAUACAAUCUGGCAGGGUUAUAAAAUACAUUGAAAAUGUUUGUGUUCAUUGUGAAUCUAAAUUUAAUGGAUAUGUUGACUUAUGCAACUACUUUUAAAAUUUCAGCUGAGGGAGUAUAAAGUUAUUGGGCGCAGCCUGCCAACUGCAAAGGUUCCAUCACCACCUCUGUAUCGUAUGCGGAUUUUCGCUCCUAAUCAUGUGGUUGCAAAGUCUCGUUUCUGGUACUUUGUAUCUCAACUUAAGAAGAUGAAGAAGGCAUCAGGAGAGAUUGUUUAUUGUGGCCAGGUAAGUGCACCCAACCUUAAUAAUAUACAAUGUUCCAUUAGAGAUGGCUACCAGAAAUUAAACCUAAUGGCUGCACAUGCUGCAGCUCUUGCUGUUCGGUGUAGUGCUCAUAAUGUGGUCACAGCCAGCUUGGGCUUCGAUUUUUCUUUUUACAUAUAUUUUUGCAUAAACAUUUAAAAUUAUAUUUAUUGAAAUAUUAAUCUUUUUAAAAAUAUUAACUGAUUUAAGGAGUAGACUGGAUGGGAUGCAGACACUAAGGGACCUAGGAGAGAUGCCAAAACAGUUUGACUACUUACUGUGCUUAGGGGAUUCUUCUAAGGCUUGGAUCAACAAAUUUGCACACAUAACCCAAAGUUCAUUAUUUGCCUGUGUAAUGAUCUUGUCUGAUGUGCAUACAUUAUCAGUAUCUUGUCGCCUUUCAAGAGCUCACAUGCUUUUGAAAGUGAAUAUGAAGAUACUACACAUAACUUUGUGGACUAGGUGAGGGAAUAACCUGAAUGGACAGAAGAUUAAAUGAGAAGAACGUGCACAUGGUUAUUCAAUAAAAUCGGAACUGAUGAAGAAAUUGGCAGUUACUGAAGCCAGAUGCUGAUCAUAUUGCGCAUUCAUUGGCAAAGGGCUUCAACUGAGCCCUCCAGCCAGUGAAUGGGUCCCUGUGCACAUGAUUGGCAUUAGCCAGCCCACAACUCUUGUUCCAGGCUGGUUAAUGAUGCUGCCGGAGGUGGAAUGACACCUCUGGCAGGUGAAUUAAAUCACUUGUGCAACAUUUCAAACUGAAACCCUGCACAUGCAGACUCCUAGCACCAUGCCCACUUGGUGCUUGGAGUAACCUUUAAUGCUAAAAUAGCCCACUUGGAGAAAUUUAGCAUUUUGACAUGGUUUUAAAUAUUGUGGCCACUUCACUUGUGAUUGGCAGUGGAACAAGAUGUGGAGGGGAUUUUUAGUGGUUGUGUUUUUUUUGUUUUGUUUAGAGUUCAGUAAAUUGAUGGUGAUAGAGGGUUUUUGUUUCCAUCAACAAAUUCCUGUAUGUGGUGCUUGGUUUAUUAAUUGCUGUGCCUAACCAUGCUCCCUCUUGCAGGUGUAUGAGAAAACUCCACUGAAGGUGAAAAACUUCGGAAUCUGGCUGCGUUAUGACUCUCGAAGUGGAACACACAACAUGUACAGGGAAUACAGAGACCUGACCACAGCUGCUGCUGUAACUCAGUGCUGUAAGUAACACCUUGUAUAAGGGCUCUCAGGAAGCAAUUUAAAAUUCCAGCUUGCAUUGUGACUUUACACUUUUUUUUUUUUUUUUCAGACCGUGAUAUGGGUGCUCGCCAUCGUGCUCGUGCCCAUGCCAUCCAGAUCAUGAAGGUUGAGGUGAUCCCUGCAAACAAAUGUCGUAGACCUGCCAUUAAGCAGUUCCAUGUAAGUGUAAUAUUCAUUUAAAAACGUAGAUAUGAAGUGGACAUUCAAAGAAUUAUUUAAAGAGAAAUAGAAAAUUGUUUUGUAAUUGUAUAUCAUGUUAGUCUUUAAGUCUUCAGUGAAUUAGGUUUAAAUAGGGGGUGGGAGGAUAAAACAUACAUUGUGAAACAUUAAUUAUUUUUUUCCCUUCAAUUUAGGACUCAAAGAUCAAGUUCCCUCUGCCACACAGAGUUCUGCGUCGCCAGCACAAGCCCCGAUUCACCACCAAGAGACCAAACACCUUCUUCUAAACAAGGCAGAAAUAAAAAUUCUCUUGUUCUUUCGGCUAAUAAAAUUGUUUCAAAAUUUGUUUGUAUUUCUGUAUCAUUAUACUAAAUUCAUUUAUACAAAAUAGUGCUUAUAGGAGAACCAGUUGUCUAGCUACAAAUCUAGCAGGG
Messenger RNA from Pelobates cultripes (western spadefoot toad), 3731 nucleotides. Lineage: Eukaryota; Metazoa; Chordata; Amphibia; Anura; Pelobatidae. The record is from the annotation of a GenBank genome assembly.